AGAGAAGAGAAGCUGAGGUGAUGGUGAUGAAGGAGAGAGAUGAAGAGCUCUCUUUGUUCCUCGAGAUGAGGAGGAGAGAGAAAGAGAAUGAGAUAAACAGCCUUCUUCUCCUUCAAAACUCCGAAGAACUUGAUUUGUCCAAUCUGGAAUCCAAUCAUGGGGGCUCCAUAAAUUCUAAGAUCGUGUCUUCGGUGCCACCAAGGAAGCAUGGGGUUGAAGAGUUCUUGAAUUCAGAGAAUGACAAGUCUGACUAUGAAUGGCUUCUUGCGCCACCAGAUUCACCUCUUUUUCCUACUUUAGAGAAAGAGUCACAAAUGUCAGUGAAGAGUGAACAGGAGACUCAUAAUGCUCGACCAACAGCUUUGAAACCUAGGGUGGCUAAUAUCCAAUCAGAACCUGGUUCAAGAAGCAAUAUAGUUUCCAAGCAUCAUGCAUCAGUGCCAGGAAUAGGUUCUUUCACAUCUGGUAGGAGACCUUCAUCAUCUGGAGCUCCAACCUCAGCUACUUCAAGAUCUUCAACCCCCUCUGGAAGGCCAACAUUACCUUCAACAGCCAAAUCCUCUAGGCCCUCCACACCUACCUCUAGGGCUACCAUAACAUCUGCAAAGUCAUCAAUUCCACCAGGGAGAUCUUCCACUCCUACAAGAUCCACUUCCAGGUCCUCAACACCUACUACUACAAGGCCUUCCUUGGCACCCCCCAAGACAUCUCAAAGAUCAGCAACACCAACACUUAGAUCAUCAACUCCAUCAAAGGCAUUUGGAGUAUCUGCUCCUCCUACUAGGCCUUCAUCAGCAUCAAAGGCACGCCCUGGCCCUCCAGCUGCUAAGAAUCCGGUGCCAUCACGUGGCAGCUCUCCAUCGGUCAGAUCUAGACCCUGGGAACCCUCUCAAAUGCCUGGUUUCUCUCUUGAUGCUCCUCCAAAUUUGAAGACAUCAUUGAUAGAUAGACCAGCUUCAGCCACAAGGACUAGGCCUGCAGCGCCAAAUUCUAGAUCAUCUUCUGUUGACGCCAGUAGCAAUGGAAAAUCUAGAAGGCAGGCAAGUACCCCUACCAAAGGAAGAACUUCAACAGGGUUGGUCCACAAUAAUCACACCUCUAUGCAAGUUUUGAGCAGAGCUCGUUUCACCGAUGCUAAUGAUGAAAGCCCAGUUGUGAUUGGGACAAAGAUGGUUGAGAGAGUAGUGAACAUGAGGAAGCUGGCUCCCCCAAAACAUGAUGACCAUCAUUCUUCUCGUGACAAUGCCUACGGAAAAUCUUCUUCUGCUACCUCUGGAUUCGGAACUACUCUUUCAAAGAAGUCUUUGGAUAUGGCAAUGAGACAUAUGGACAUAAGGAGAAGCAUCCAGGGCAAUCUGCGGCCUCUUGUGACAAGCAUUCCAGCUUCCUCUAUGUACAGUGUGAGAUCAGGUAGUUCCUCAAAGAGCAGGACAGUGAGUGUUUCUGAUUCCCCACUUGCCACAAGCAGCACUACUAGCUCUGAACCAAGUGUAAAUAACAACUCCAUAUCCUAUGAUGGAAGUGAGAUUGAAGAAAAUGAUUUUGGAAGUGAAUGAUCAUUCCCUGAUGGCUAGGCAUGAUCAUUACUGUUCUACCCACUUUACUUGUAUGAGGUGCAACAGAACAACACAGAUAUUCAUGUGAUACCAUGUUUCCAAAUAGAUGUGCUAGUGAAGAAAGUUUGUAGUAUAUCUGUGCCUACUAGAGUUCUAAAACAAUAGAAGUUCUAAAACACUUAUAUGCAUGGCUGUUUGUACCGAAUUUUGAACUACUCAUUGAAAAUCUCGUUCAAAUUUUACCCACCAAACCUAUUUUCUUUGGUUUAUGAAGGAAAAAAUAGGAGAGAGAUAUGU
Molecule: messenger RNA, 1853 nt
Organism: Vigna radiata var. radiata (mung bean)
Lineage: Eukaryota; Viridiplantae; Streptophyta; Magnoliopsida; Fabales; Fabaceae
Product: proline-rich receptor-like protein kinase PERK8
Biological process (GO): cortical microtubule organization
Cellular component (GO): cortical microtubule
Source: RefSeq, a predicted model, not a curated record